GCUGUUGGUGAAUGGGGAUGAAGGUUCUGUUAUUGAGCUUUGGGCUGGCCUUGGUCAUUGCUGUCCAGGCAGAACGUGGUCUGCAGGAUGACUUCAAUGACCGCAAGUUCGAAGGUCCCUGGCGCUCCCGUUACUUGGCAUCGGACAACCUACCACUCAUCGAAGUCUACGGCCACAUGAGAGUGUUUGUCGUCAAUGUCGCCCGCACCGUCGAGGGAAAUCUGGACUUCACCUUCAAUGAGAGGAUAAAUGGCACAUGUAAGGAAUUUCACCUGAUCAUGCAGAAGACUGAAACUCCAGGCCGCUAUACAGUUUCCUAUUUUGGAGAGAACAUCGUUGCUGUUGUGAAGACAGAUUACCUAUCCUAUGCUAUUCUUUAUGGACAAAACAACAAUGAAGGAGAGGUCUACAAACUGAUUCAAUUCCUAGUCAGACCCAUGAAGGAGAACCAAAAAGGUCAGAAGAAUUUUGAAGACUUCUGUACUGAUGAGGGAAUUCCUUCCAGUGGGAUACUGAACAUUCCAGAAUCUGAGCGAUGCCCCUGAGCCGGAGCUUAGGUGAGAAAAUUCUGCUACCUCUGAAGAAGAAUCAGACUCAAGCACACAUUCAUGCUAAGUUAAAUAAGCAAAAGAAUCAAGACUAAUUUAACUCAUCAUCGAAUGGCUCUAAGCCAAGCCUACGGCUCCAGUAUGUUACACUGUAAGCUCAUCCUCUACACUGUAAGCUGAUGGGCAGGGAAUGUAUCUGUUUACUGUCCUAUUGUAC
Messenger RNA from Tachyglossus aculeatus (Australian echidna), 765 nucleotides. Its product is annotated as allergen Fel d 4-like. Bases 12 to 545 code for a protein of 177 amino acids. Gene Ontology annotation, molecular function: small molecule binding. The transcript is spliced from 7 exons. NCBI's taxonomy places the organism in Eukaryota, Metazoa, Chordata, Mammalia, Monotremata, Tachyglossidae. The record is from RefSeq and is a predicted model, not a curated record.